Messenger RNA from Dichotomopilus funicola, 1890 nucleotides. RefSeq names its product Lecithin:cholesterol acyltransferase-domain-containing protein. The transcript has 2 exons. Lineage: Eukaryota; Fungi; Ascomycota; Sordariomycetes; Sordariales; Chaetomiaceae. Gene Ontology annotation, molecular function: phospholipid:diacylglycerol acyltransferase activity. The record is from RefSeq and is a predicted model, not a curated record. Bases 1 to 1890 code for a protein of 629 amino acids. Gene Ontology annotation, biological process: lipid storage; triglyceride biosynthetic process. Gene Ontology annotation, cellular component: perinuclear endoplasmic reticulum; cytoplasm.
AUGGCGAGUACUCUACGGCGCCGGUUACCCGGCAUCGACAACCCCUCGGAGACUCCCACACCACAAGACGAGAGUUCCGACGAAGACGGGAACCCGGGUGCCAAACCCAAGGAUGUCAAGGCUGUCCACGUUCACCGGCCGAAAACACGAAAGCGCAGGAAUACAGCCAUUUUCUUGCUUGGUAGUUUGUUCGGUAUCAUCGCCGCGGGCUUCUUCGCCAAGAGCAAUGACUUGAUUGGCUUCCCCGAACUGGGGGACCUGACCAUGGACAGUUUCCUUGAUGUUCUUCCGGCUGGGUUGGUGAAGGAUAUGCGGGAACUCAUUAUUGGAGAGCGCGAUUUCCUCGAAAGUUACGACGCAUUUUCGGUCGGUCUCAAAGUGCGCUCUGAGGGCAUGGAAGUCGACCACCCGAUGAUUAUGGUACCCGGUGUUAUUUCUACUGGCCUCGAAUCUUGGGGCACUUCGAACCUUUCACUUCCGUACUUCCGAAAACGACUAUGGGGUAGUUGGAGCAUGAUGCGAGCCCUGGUGCUGGACAAAGAGACUUGGAAGGCGCACAUCAUGUUGGAUAAGGAGACGGGCCUGGAUCCGCCCGGGAUAAAAUUGCGCGCCGCACAAGGGUUCGAUGCCACCGAUUUCUUCAUCACAGGUUACUGGAUUUGGAACAAGAUUGUCGAAAACUUAGCUUCCCUCGGUUACGACCCGGUCAACUCUUACACGGCAGCCUAUGAUUGGCGAUUGGCAUAUCAAAACUUGGAAAAGCGUGAUCAUUAUUUUACGAGGUUGAAGGCACAGAUCGAAAUGGCUGUAGUCCUUCAAGGGAAGAAGAUCGUUCUCACCUCUCACAGUAUGGGCAGCCAGGUCACCUUUUACUUCUUCCACUGGGUGGCUUCGAAAAACGGGGGCCGGGGAGGAGACGAUUGGGUGGAAAAACACAUUGAGGCAUGGAUCAAUGUUAGCGGAUGCAUGCUGGGAGCGCUCAAGGAUGUUUCGGCCCUGCUCUCGGGCGAGAUGCGCGACACGGCGCAGUUAAACGCCUUCGCUGUCUACGGGCUCGAGAAAUUUUUGAGCAAAUCUGAACGAGCUGAGAUUUUCCGCGCCAUGCCAGGAAUCUCCUCCAUGCUGCCGAUGGGGGGCACUGCGAUCUGGGGUGACCUCGACGGUGCUCCGGAUGACCAACCCGGCCAAGAGCAAACGUUCGGCUCAUUCCUCAAUUUUCGACGCGACCAAAAUUUUACGGUUCCUAACCGGAAUUUUACGGUGGAUGCAGCCAUUGAGUACCUUCUCGAGACCUCAGAACCCUGGUACAGGGACCAGGUUCUUGACAAUUACUCUUGGGGCGUCGCGGAAACAACAGCUGAGGUUGAGGCCAACGAGGCGGACCACAGGAAAUGGGUCAAUCCGCUGGAAACUCGGCUCCCACUCGCACCCAAUUUGAAAAUCUACUGCUUCUACGGAGUGGGCAAGCCGACGGAACGAGCAUACUACUACCGAUCCCCCGAACUCAGCGCUCUCACAAACUUGAACAUGACGAUCGAUACUGGCCUGACGCACGGCGAGGUGGACCACGGCGUCGUUAUGGGUGAGGGAGACGGCACGGUGAACCUUAUGAGUACGGGCUACAUGUGCAACACCGGGUGGAAGAUGAAGCGGUACAAUCCAGCGGGUGUCAAGGUAACCGUGGUCGAGAUGCCGCAUGAGCCUGAGCGGUUCAACCCGCGGGGCGGCCCUAACACAGCUGAUCAUGUGGAUAUCUUGGGCAGACAGAAUCUGAACGAGUUUAUCCUCAAGAUCGCGGCUGGUAGGGGCCACACGAUCCAAGACAGCAUCGUCAGCAACAUACUCCAGUAUGCGUCCAAGGCGAAGGUGUACGAAGAAGGCGAGAGAUGA